CCACCCACCGCUGAUCUGGUUUACGGCUUGGAGCGCAGGCUCCAGUGCGGCAGCUGAUUGGUUGUCGAAGGCUUGGUCCCAUCCCAGUGACCCCAAAGUGCUGGAAGGAGGGGGCGGGGGUGGCCCAGUGCAAAGUGCAUCCCGAAACCCCCCUGUCGGGACACCCUGCUACUGACACUUCGGACCUGGCACGACUUGGGGUCUCUCUGUCCCCAGACCUCUUGAGUCCUUCGGUAGCUGAAAGCCUCCGGCCCGGAGCGCGGCAGACCCUUGGUCUGAGCCCCUGGACCGGGACUGCCCCCCCACCCCUCCGAGCCGGCACUUCCUCCCAGCACCCCUUCCCGGAGGCUGCUCUGAGGCCAAGACCGCCACCCCCAGCCUGAUCGACUAUCUGGAUGCUGUCCGGGUUGGGGCCGUGAAGCACCAAGGAGGAUCAGGAACACGGUGCCCGGCCCUGCCUGGGGUGUUUCUUCAAUGGAGAAGUUGGUGAAUGUGGAGGAGGCUGAAAGGAGAGAGAGGAGCUGCAACUGAGGAGACAGGUUUGAGCUGGCAGGAGGACACUCGCGAGCAGAAGGGGUCUGGCCACCCACCAGAGAAGCAAUAAGCACAGUGCUUUGGACCAGCAUCCUCUCUAAAGAGAACUUACUAGAUUGAAAUGUAAGCACCUAGGUCAUGUGCUCAGAUUUCUGCUGCCUCCGAAAAUACCCUAAAGGUGACGAAGACUACUCCUCUGAGGCUGGGACACACUGGGAACCCCUCCCACCAUGCUGCAUGCACGCCAUGGUUGGUAGACAACCCAUCUACUGGGAGAAGAGGCGUUCCUCUGUAAGGCUGCCUCCUGUGACCUAAUGUCUGGUUGGUGAAAAGCAGACUCAGCUAGGAUGUUACACCACCACUGCCGGAGGAACCCUGAGCUCCAGGAAGAGUUGCAGAUUCAGGCUGCUGUGGCGGCCGGGGAUGUUCACACAGUACGAAAGAUGCUGGAACAGGGCUAUUCCCCAAAUGGCCGGGAUGCCAAUGGCUGGACCUUGCUCCAUUUCUCUGCAGCAAGAGGAAAGGAGAGGUGUGUUCGAGUGUUUCUGGAACACGGAGCUGAUCCCACGGUUAAGGAUUUAAUUGGAGGCUUCACUGCUCUGCAUUACGCUGCCAUGCACGGCCGGGCCCGGAUUGCUCGCCUGAUGUUAGAGUCUGAGUACAGGAGUGACAUUAUUAAUGCAAAAAGCAAUGAUGGCUGGACUCCCCUCCACGUGGCUGCCCACUACGGUAGGGACUCAUUUGUCCGGCUCCUCCUGGAGUUCAAGGCUGAGGUCGACCCGCUCAGCGAUAAAGGUACCACUCCGCUUCAGCUUGCCAUCAUCCGGGAGAGGUCAAGCUGUGUGAAAAUCCUGCUGGACCACAAUGCCAACAUCGACAUUCAGAACGGGUUUCUGCUGCGCUACGCUGUGAUCAAAAGCAACCACUCCUACUGCCGCAUGUUUCUUCAGAGAGGAGCAGACACAAACUUGGGGCGCCUAGAAGACGGACAGACUCCUUUGCACUUGUCUGCCCUGCGUGAUGACGUGCUCUGUGCACGGAUGCUGUAUAACUAUGGAGCGGACACGAACACAAGGAACUAUGAAGGUCAGACCCCACUGGCCGUUUCCAUAAGUAUUUCAGGAAGUAGUCGGCCGUGUUUGGAUUUCUUACAAGACGUCACAAGACAGCCCAGAACCCUGCAGGACCUGUGCCGAAUUAAAAUUCGACAGUGUAUAGGCCUUCAAAACCUGAAGCUGCUUGAUGAACUACCAAUUGCCAAGGUCAUGAAAGACUACUUAAAACACAAAUUUGAUGAUAUUUGAUAUACCUGGACUGUGAACAAGAUUCAGAGUUAUUCCAGAUACUUACGAGGCUCCAGGCCUUGCACAAAGUAUAUCCUAUGCAAUUUCUGAUUUGCGGUCAAGUCAGAAAGCAGGUAUACACUUCUAGGUUUUCUGUUUGUUUGGAUUUCAUUUUGGGGAGGGAUCUUUAUAUGGGUGUGUGUAUGUGUGUAUAUGUGGGGGGGGAUACACACACACACAUAUACACACAUACACACACCCCACGCUUGAAGGUCUUAAUUUGGUUUCUUGGUCCAGGUCGAUGAGGUCCAAGCCUUUCUAUACAACACUGCAUUUAGAAAACUUGUUUUUCCUAAUGCACAACAUAGACAGGUUUGAAGCAGAGAAUUUUCCCUUUCGAUGCUCUGGUUUCACUGUCAAACAAGGUACUAGGAACCAGUAGACGGAAUACUUCUUAAAGUUUGAAGGUCUCAGGCUCUCCUCCUGUGAUUCUGGGUGACGCUGGAAAAUUCUCUGUGAAGAAACUUUACAGUGAUGCUGUCACCUCAUUCAUUUUUAAUGAGUACAGAUGAGCUGUUUAAAAAUCCUUUUUCCCUUCUAAUUAAUGUAGCUUUCCGAUGAAAAAAACAAACCCAGUACCUCUGCUUCCUUUGGUGUGCGCUUUUUUUAAAUUAUUUUUUUUAACAACUCUAAGACACUACCCUGAAACAUUGUGUUUCAACUCCUUCCUCUUCCUCCUUCCC
Apodemus sylvaticus (European woodmouse) is the source of this 2560-nucleotide messenger RNA. RefSeq names its product ankyrin repeat and SOCS box containing 7 (gene Asb7). Gene Ontology annotation, molecular function: protein binding. The record is from RefSeq and is a predicted model, not a curated record. The coding region runs from base 882 to 1838 and encodes 318 amino acids. Gene Ontology annotation, biological process: intracellular signal transduction. Lineage: Eukaryota; Metazoa; Chordata; Mammalia; Rodentia; Muridae. The transcript has 7 exons.